GCUCCCAUUGGUUGAUACGACUCUAGUAAAACUGAGUCAGUCACUUUUUUCGCGGUCGACCGGCUUGAGCGACACAUCAAUCAACAGGGAGUAGACGGGUUAAGGGUUACUUUUAAAUAAGAAGAUCUAGAUCCCAAACCCUACUUAAAAUGGCAGAGAAACCAAUUUGGGAACAAAUAGGAGCUGGCUUCGUACAGCACUACUACCAACAGUUUGAUAGCAACAGAGUGCUUUUGGCAGAUCUCUACACGGAGGCAUCCUGUUUAACAUGGGAAGGACUGGGGUUUCAAGGCAAGAAUGCCAUUAUGGAAAAAUUGACUAACCUGCCAUUCCAAAAAAUCCAACACAGUAUCACAGCACAAGAUCACCAGCCAACCCCAGACAGUUGUGUUAUUAGCAUGGUGGUGGGGCAGCUUAAGGUGGACGACGAUCCCGUGAUGGGAUUUCACCAACUAUUUCUUUUGAAAAAUAUUGACAACAAAUGGAUAUGCAGUAAUGAUAUGUUUAGAUUGGCCUUGCAUAACUUUGGCUAAACUAGUGGUUCCCAGCUCGAGUCCUCCUAACAGUACAGAUUUAAAACCGUGUUAGCACUUAGACUAUUUUGUAGAGUGUGGUAAUUAUUCUUUGUCAGUCAUAGUUCAAUACACAUGGGUAUUUUUAGAGCUAGGUUUAAACAAAAACUUGGGACAGCUUGAAUAUUAAAGAUCAAAAUUCCUAUUGAUCUAAAAUGACAUUUGUGUUUUUGGUACAUUUGGCAGGGGUGGUGGUGGUAAACAAAAUAAAGUCAUUUGGAAUAAAUGUUGGCACUA
Polyodon spathula (Mississippi paddlefish) is the source of this 809-nucleotide messenger RNA. RefSeq names its product nuclear transport factor 2-like. Gene Ontology annotation, cellular component: nuclear pore central transport channel. The record is from RefSeq and is a predicted model, not a curated record. Gene Ontology annotation, biological process: protein import into nucleus. Bases 150 to 533 code for a protein of 127 amino acids. Lineage: Eukaryota; Metazoa; Chordata; Actinopteri; Acipenseriformes; Polyodontidae. The transcript is spliced from 5 exons.